Messenger RNA from Pecten maximus, 6803 nucleotides. RefSeq lists its product as uncharacterized. Gene Ontology annotation, cellular component: cytoplasm. The transcript has 16 exons. The record is from RefSeq and is a predicted model, not a curated record. Lineage: Eukaryota; Metazoa; Mollusca; Bivalvia; Pectinida; Pectinidae. Bases 227 to 1333 code for a protein of 368 amino acids. Gene Ontology annotation, biological process: signal transduction.
CCUGCAAGUUGAAACAUUGGAAUUGCAUUGAGGAAAAGCUUAUAAAACUAUCAGUGAGGAAAUCCGGAAAACACCGAACUGAAGGUCAGUGCGCAACCUUGCUCCCGGGUCGCAUAAUAGAAGCCAAUCGAGGAACUUCGGCAAACCUCGGAAGGUUGUUACGCUCAACAACCUAUUUCUGAAAAGACAUUUGGAGAGGAUACAUUUAACGAUUUAUUUGACAAACAUGUCGACAGCGUAUGAGGACCGCGAAAUCUCUGCACCACGAGUUGGGAGAUUUAAAGUACACAUUCAGGGAAAUCUGAAGCACUGUCACUUUGUGGUCCUCACAGUGCAUGAUUUAGGAUGCAACCACACCAUGUGGAAGGGUUUCCUUGCCCACAAUUCUAUGGAGGAAGUGGUCCGGCGUGCAGCAUUCAUCCACAUCGAUGUCCCAGGUCAGGAGGAUGAUGCAGCAAACCUACCUGAAGAGUAUCCUCGCCGGAAAGAUUCUGGACUGUCAAUUUGUUACAAGUUUCCGAGCAUGCAGAGUCUGGGCGAGGAUCUGGUGUGUGUCCUAGACCAGCUGGGUGUGAAGCAGGUGUUAGGCCUAGGAGAAGGAGCUGGAGCAAAUAUUGUGGCCCGAUUUGCUAUGGCCCAGCCUGACCGAUGCCUUGGAGUGUGUCUGAUUCACUGUACUGGAACAACGGCUGGUUUCAUGGAGUCAAUCAAGGACAAGUUCAUUUCCUGGAAGCUUGACCAUGUAGGCAUGAACCCUACAGCUGAAACCUACCUCGUCCUUCACCGCUUUGGAUCGGAAGUGUUUGACAAAGCAAGCAGCAAAGAUGAAAUCAAUAAAAUUGUGAAUACAUUCCUUGAUACACUGCGCUCAAAGAUCAACCCUCAUAAUCUGCAGCGAUUUGUACAUUCUUUCAUGAAACGUUCCAACAUUGCUGAUCACCUGUCGAGUCUCAAGUGCCGAGUACUGACUGUGACAGGUUCCAAAGCUUCCUUCAACCACACCGUGCAUACCCUCUUUGGUCAUAUGACCCAGCAGCUAGAUAAGAAUAUGGCGGAUUUGCUGGAGUUUGAUGGAGUGGCCAAUGUGAUAGAAGAAAGGCCGGAGAAAUUGGCUGAGUCUUUCAUCUACUUUGCUCAAGGCCUUGGAGUCAUGGGUGGAGUUCCAAUGCCUCGAGUCCGUCGUAGCUCCAGCACUGAACAAAACUUGCCCAAGCAGCGAAGCAUGUCUAUGGAGGAGUGUGACCGUCCAACGGGAAUCUAUUCCUCAUCACCCUCCAGACUCAGCACCAGCCCCAAGUCUAGCCCACUUUCCACCAGUCCACCCCAAAACUGAACUUGAUCCUCUGUUAAUUUUCUGAAGAUGACUAUGGCUCUCUGGAUGUUUUAGUCACAAAGUGACCUCCCUUUGUUGGCCAGUGUUACCAGAUAGGUGGCACUGUACCGAAUGACUCUCAUAGGCCUCACUUAUUUACAAUGUUGUUACCAUGGCAACUGUCAUGCACUUAGCUACACCUUUAGAGGGAUGUUCACUGCUUCACAAACAUAUGUGUGAUAGAAAUGAGGAAGAGGCUUGGAUUUCCCCAGUUGUGUCGAUUGAAAGAAAUUUGGCUUAUCAAUAGCAGGUGAUGGUAUAACUGUACAAAACAGAAGUUUUGUAAAAUUAUGAUGAUUUGCUUUAUAAUAUCCAUGGACAGACUUUGAAGGAGAUACUUAUGGGUCCUCCAGAUUUUCUUUACGUCUCAUUCCAAAAAUUAAACUUUGAACUGGUCUGAAUGUACAGUGUAUCUCUUACAGAACCACAGGUGUACAUUUCUCAAAGGGUUUUGAGUUUUAAAGCGAUUUUUCUACUUUAUAUAUGCUGCAGUAAAGAUUUGGAGGUGAUGAAGGAACAACCAAACCAUCUACAGCUGUGUGUCUAUUUGACAAAGAUGCCAUGUUGAAAAAUAGAAUACAAACUGAUACUUCAUGAAUUUUGUGUUUAAAUGUGUGUAUAUCUGAUGCUGGUGAGAUCAAAAUCAGAGUAUGUCCAAAACCACUUGUUAAAUUGGAAAUUAAUGGUGGAUUUUAACAGCUUUUACAUCAUUAAAUGUGCAUAUCUGAUGUCAGGAAAAACCCAUUGUAGAAAGUCAUGUGGCUGCUGACAAUGACAUAAUACAGCACUAUGCAGUUUUAGAACCCAAGAUGUAAGUGUUUUGUGUGGUGUCAUAAACAAGCAUUUGUGACCACUGUAUGAUCUUAAUAUCAUUUUUUUUUUUUUUUUUUAUGUUUUUCUCUUUUUUUUCUUGUGACAACCACAACGAUCGGUUCACUUAGGGUAAAUUUAUCAAUGUAUAUAUACUGCACUGAAGUAGAGAUUUACUCCACAACUCAAAGCUGUGGCUCAUGAUCAAUAUCUACUAAAAUACACCUUCAAAUCACUUACUGGCCCUGUGAAACACUACAAACAAAAAAAAUACAUUUAUAUUGCAAAAUGAAAUAGUAGAGCUUCAUGAAAGAUUAUUUUUUCUAACAUUAACAUUUAUAGUGGAGUUUAUUUUCAAGGCAUAAUGCUAUCAGAAUAUAUCAACUCAUUCAUAUUUAAUGCUACUCCAAAUGCAUAUUGCUUUUUCAUAAAAAAAGUUUCAUCAAGAUAUAGCCAUUUAUAGAAGUAUUAGAAAUGUAAAAGGGAAUUAAUAUGUUUAAAGGUUUUAUUUUGUAGUUGAUCUGGUUCUGUACUAUAUAUGUAUGUAGCUAUUCUGAUGCUAUUGAUAAAAAAAAUUUCAAUUUUCCCAGCAAAACAACUUAAGGCAGUCAUUUAGGAAUGGCCCCAGUCUAUUGAGGUAAAGUGUAUUACUAACAGUUGUACGCGAGACCGAGUGUCAGGUAGGUAACCAAGACAUUUACUUACAUAAAAAUUACACUGAAGUAUGGUUAACAACAGAACAGUUUAGAACAGAGAAUAAGGUAACCUAUAGGAAUGGCCCCAGUCUAUUGAGGUAAAGUGUAUUACUAACAGUUGUACGCGAGACUGAGUGUCAGGUAGGUAACCUAUAGGAAUGGCCCCAGUCUAUUGAGGUAAAGUGUAUUACUAACAGUUGUACGCGAGACCGAGUAACAGGUAGGUAACCUAUAGGAAUGGCCCCAGUCUAUUGAGGUAAAGUGUAUUACUAACAGCUGUAAGGGAGACCGAGUAUCAGGUAGGUAACCUAUAGGAAUGGCCCCAGUCUAUUGAGGUAAAGUGUAUUACUAACAGCUGUAUGCGAGACUGAGUAACAGGUAGGUAACCUAUAGGAAUGGUCCCAGUCUAUUGAGGUAAAGUGUAUUACUAACAGUUGUAAAGGAGACCGAGUGUCAGGUCAAGUUUCCCCCCAAUUUUCUACGUUAUCAUGUUUCUCCCUGGUUAAUUUCUGUAGUUCUAGGUAUGGAUGACUGGGAAAGUCUAUUUUUCAUUAGUGGUGCUUUCAUGGUUUCAUUGUUCAGUCCUUCUUCAGAAUGUGAAACAAAAAACAUGCCUGAACAUAAGUUUUUACGUCAGAUAUUUUUAAUUUGAUAAUAGAUAUUGGUAACUGGGUAAAACUUUCAAUGUUUGCUAUUAUUUGGCACUUUGACAAAUUCUCAUCAUCCUUAUCUUAUUCAUACAUGUAUAUGCCAUAUUUGUUACAAGGCAUUGCAAUCAUUAUUGAAAAAAAACAAUGAUUAAAUAAAUAAAAGAUAAAGAAAAAGAAAGAAAAGAUUUUAUUCAGUGAAUCAUCAUUUUGGAAAUACAUGUAUAACUUUUAAGCUUUUUAAAUUAUAUAACAGUGAGAGUCCUCGUAAAGUUUCAUAAUUUAAGUCCAUUGAAUGAACAAAUUUUAAGUGGACUUUGUUGGUGUUGAAUAAUAUCAAGACGCAUCAGAAUUGCCCUGUUCAGAAAGUAACAUUUUGUCCAAUCUAUCUUGUACCAGGGUUUUAGGUCUAGUCAUAAACCUGAAGUAAUAGCCCUUCUUGUGCCUUUUUGCUAAGAAAUAUUAAAGAUAGAAUUGUUUAUUUUCCUGAUAAAAUUAUAAUUAAGAUCUUCUAUAUUUACUGAAAUACACUUUUAAGAGGUCUGAAAGUAUAUUUGUCCUCUUGAAAAGCAAAUUGGGUGCUGUUGGCAGAACUCUGAUAAUUUCAAGUGAAGUAGGUUUACAGACUGUUGAAUUUAGUACUGAAAUACAAGCUGUUCAUGAAAGUUUUUACAACCCUUAUUCUACUUGUGAUGUGUAUAAAAAGACUUCCCAAAAUGUUUGUCUUAAGAUAUACAACGGUAUUUUGAAAUGAAAACUUCUCAAAUGCUAAAACUUCUAAUAAUUAAUUAUCGAAAUGGUAAUUAUGUUAGGCAGUAGCAUUAAAGUAUGGUUCCAAUUUUCAAUCUUUCUCACAAAUGUCAGAAUACAGAGGAAUUUUUUUCAUGAUGUAUAUAGCUUUCCUUACAUUAAGACCAUGUUUUAGUAUUUUAUUUUUUGAGACAAAUGUGUAGUUUUUAUAUACCCUUAAUUAGUAUUUUAUGUUUUUAUUCCAUACUUACUCCUCAGCAUUUUCUCCGUGUCACAUCAUGACACACUUGUACAGAUAGUCACUCACAGAUUCCUAUUGAAGAUUGUACACUCAAUUCAAAUCAGAGUUACAUGCAGCUACAACAUAUAUUUUCUGUUUACACUUUUAUCCUGGUAUUGCUUUACUUGAAUGCUCAGUAUUUGCAUUUUUUGUGGAAGUUUGAGUCACAAUGUAUGGGGACCUAUAUUUACAACCAUUAAUUAGAUUAACUGUCAGGCAGAUUCCUGGUUAAAACAAACAAUGAUUGAUAUCAUCAACACUAUUACAGGUAAUGUUCUCUAUACAUGUAUGGAUAUCAACACUAUUACAGGCAAUGUUCUCUAUACAUGUAUGGAUAUCAACACUAUUACAGGUAAUGUUCUCUAUACAUGUAUGGAUAUCAACACUAUUACAGGUAAUGUUCUCUAUACAUGUAUGGAUAUCAACACUAUUACAGGUAAUGUUCUCUAUACAUGUAUGGAUAUCAACACGAUUACAGGUAAUGUUCUCUAUACAUGUAUGGAUAUCAACACUAUUACAGGUAAUGUUCUCUAUACAUGUAUGGAUAUCAACACUAUUACAGGUAAUGUUCUCUAUACAUGUAUGGAUAUCAACACGAUUACAGGUAAUGUUCUCUAUACAUGUAUGGAUAUCAACACGAUUACAGGUAAUGUUCUCUAUACAUGUAUGGAUAUCAACACUAUUACAGGUAAUGUUCUCUAUACAUGUAUGGAUAUCAACACUAUUACAGGUAAUGUUCUCUAUACAUGUAUGGAUAUCAACACUAUUACAGGUAAUGUUCUCUAUACAUGUAUGGAUAUCAACACGAUUACAGGUAAUGUUCUCUAUACAUGUAUGGAUAUCAACACUAUUACAGGUAAUGUUCUCUAUACAUGUAUGGAUAUCAACACUAUUACAGGUAAUGUUCUCUAUACAUGUAUGGAUAUCAACACGAUUACAGGUAAUGUUCUCUAUACAUGUAUGGAUAUCAACACUAUUACAGGUAAUGUUCUCUAUACAUGUAUAGGGACAAAACAAGAUUGGCAUGGGGUAGAUAUGUGUUAUGUUAGUAAGCUUUUGAUAAAUUAAUGGUUAAUUAAAGUACCUGGGUAAUUGUUUUGGAAAUAGGAGCUUAUUGAGAAUUUUAUAUUGCUCCCAGUCACGUUAUUUGUUUAUAUAUUUAAAAUCAUCACAGAUGUUUCAGAAAAACAUAAAACACAUAUUUUUGUUAACGCAAAUUAAGUCUCCAUGCAAGCUUUUUUUAAAUAGUCCAAUUGAAUUAUCUCAAACUACAUAUAUUACAGCCUUGUAUACAGUCAAACUUGAAAAAAUGGUAAUUACCUUGAGCUUUGAAUUUUAGAAGACCUAAAUUUACCUUACAUUUAUCUUUUGUAAAAUAGAAAAAAAAAUCUAGUCAUGUAUAUUAUGUUGAAUAGUGCCUACUGGUAUUUUGAUAUUCAGAUAUAUGUUUAACUGUGUGUGCCAUAUUCAUAUUAUUUCAGCCACAGCAAUCAUAUCUUAAUUUCUACUCAUCCAAUACAUUUGUAUUGUAUUUUGAAGUGCAGUCUGAUCAAAGUAGCAAUUGCAUUUAUUUUUAGAUAAUAAAAAUACCUUUCUUUUCUGUUUCAAAUCUUGAAGUUUGUAUAUUUUUUUGUAAUAAAAAAAAGCAAAUAAGUAUGGAAAGUUACCUUUGUGAAAGAAAGAUUGUAUAAAAUGUUAAUAAGUUAAGUUAAAUAUGACUACCAUGUUGAAGAUUGAAAACUGUUUAAAUACAUUGAGGUCAGUAAGGACAUUUUAUGUCACCAGUGACCAAUGGUUUUGUUUAUAAAACCUUCUGAGUACAACAUUAUGAUGGCAAUAUAUUAAAUGAAUGUUUUGACAAAACCACUUUUUACAAUAAUUCAUCUCAUAUGAGGUGGAUACAGAUUUUCUAUGAUAUUGAUAUUAACCAACUUGAGGAAGAGCUUCUAGUAAGGAUACAUAGCCAACAGUUAGUGGAGAUCACCCGUUAUGCAAUACGUCUGACACAUUUUUAUCCCAUUUUAUAAGGAACUUAUGAUGUUAUAUAUUUGAUUUACAUGUAGUGUUAUUCGGAAUAAUGUGGGUGAAUGGUUGUUUUUAUUUCCCUGAGUUUUACUAACCUGAUGUACGACAUGUGGAUGUGUUUGUGUUGUGUCCUGUGUACACAGCCACUUGGCUCUGCUAGGCGGCACCUGCCACGUCCUAGGGUAGUAACAGCUAUGUACACUGUAAUAAACCGUUAUAUAUUC